AUGGCUCGCCGUGUCUCCGUAGCCAAAGCGGCUCUCGCCGUGCUAACCUUCGCAUGCCUCCUCGCACUUUCCGUCGGCGCAGAAUCGAAAGUGAUCGAGCUGACUAAGGCCAAUUUUGAUGAGGUCGUCGGCCUCACGGACAACGUGUUCGUUAAAUUCUACACGCCAUGGUGCGGCCACUGCAAGCGCCUGGCUCCGGACUGGGAGAAGGUCGCCCUUUUGUACCGCACUACACCGGACAUUGUCAUCGCUAAGCUGGACUGCGAGGCGGAGAAGGAGAUCUGUCAGAAGUUCGGUGUCUCGGGCUACCCCACGCUCAAAUUCUUCCCCGCGCAGGCCACCACCCCGCGAGACUUCGCGGAGCAGCGCACGAUCGACAACAUCGUCGCGUUCCUCAACAAAAAGCUCGGCACGAAGAUCGUGCUGCCGCCGGUGCCGGUGGACGUGAUGGCGCUGACGAUCAAGACGUUCGAUGAGGUGGUCCUGGACCGCGAGAAGCACGUGCUCGUCGAGUUCUUCGCGCCCUGGUGCGGUCACUGCAAGAGUCUUGCUCCUACGUAUGAGAAGCUGGCGCAGAUCUUCAAGCCGGAGAAGGACAUUGUUAUUGCCAAGGUUGAUGGUGAAGCCGAGAAGUUUCUCGCCUCCAGGUACAAGGUGACGGGGUUCCCGACAGUGUGGUGGUUCCCCAAGGACAACAAGGACGGCGAGGAGUACCAGGUGGGACGCGAGCUCAACGACUUUAUCGGCUACAUCAACGCCAAGGCCGGCACCUUCAGGAGUGACACCGGCGGCUACAGCACCCAGGCUGGGCGUGUGCCGGCUCUGGACGAGUUGGCGCAGCAGUUCAUGAAUGCAGAGGGCGAGGAAGCAAGGAAGGCCGUGCUGGCACAGGCAGAGGCGGCUGUCGCUGCUGUGGACCCUGCCAACGUGCUGCAGAGCAAGGGAGCGGCGCACUACGUGAAGGCGAUGAAGGCAGUGCUGGAACCAGAGAAGGGUGAUGCCUACAUUGAGAAGGAGGUUGCUCGUGUUGCCAAGCACCUUGCCGGGGAACUGAAGCUGCCCACACGUGAGACUAUGAGUCUGCGCCACAACAUUCUCUCUGCCUUCCUGCCUCCUCCCCCCCCUCCUGCACCGGCGGCUGCUGCUGAGGAGAGCACGCCAGAGACCGCUGCUGAUGCUGCUCCUGAAGCCGAGCCCAGCACUGCCACUGCAUGA
This is a messenger RNA of Closterium sp. Naga37s-1, 1215 nucleotides long. The record is from the annotation of a GenBank genome assembly. NCBI's taxonomy places the organism in Eukaryota, Viridiplantae, Streptophyta, Zygnematophyceae, Desmidiales, Closteriaceae.